AUGAUUUUCCCCCUGCUGGUGUUUUUGACGGUUUCCGCAGCGUUCCCGCUGCUUGGCACCGAGUCCCGGCUGAUAUCCACCUGUCCCAACGAGGUGGUCAAGGUCAGCACCCACGGCUGGUGGAGUUUGAAGCUAAACGAUAUUCCGUUUAUUGAUCUGACAGAACAGUAUCCGGAGGUAUAUGAGCAUCUGGAGCACGGCGAGACAAUUCCGCUCGAUCUGGAGAAACCGCACAAGGAAUAUGAGUACCCGCAAGUUUCCGAGUUCCAUUCCAAGGAGGUGGCCAAAUUGGUGGCAGAGAUCGACUCCGCCAAGAUAUACACCGUUUUGAGCGAGUUCAGCUCGUUCCGGUCCCGGUUCUACAAGUCCGAGCUCAACAUGGAGUCUUCUGCGUGGCUGUACGACCAGCUGAUUGGCUACGCAGCCAAACACGAUAAUUACAACCUCGUUACGGUGAACCAUCCCAGCUGGCCACAGCCGUCGUACAUUUUGGAGAUCCACGGCUCGGGGAACCAGAGCACCCGAGCCACAGCCAUUCUGGGCGCCCAUCACGACUCCACAAACCUGCACCUUCCCUACUUGUUGCCUGCUCCGGGCGCCGACGACGAUGGUUCCGGAGUGGCUACGCUCCUUGAAACAGUGCGCGUGCUAUCUGAAAAUGACAUUACUUUUGCUAACGACAUUGAGUUCCAUUUCUACGCCGCAGAGGAAGGUGGACUGCUUGGCUCGGGCGCCAUUUUCAGCCAGUACCGUGCUCUGAACGAGAAGAAGGUGGUCGCCAUGUUGCAACAAGACAUGACUGGCCACACGUCCACCUCGCUCGAGAAAGGCUACCCGGAGCAUUUUGGGAUUCUCACCGACUCCACCUCGCCGAAACUCACCGAGUUCUUGAAAACCGUCAUCGACCAGUACACCAGCAUCCCUGUGUUUGAAACGUCCUGUGGGUUCGGGUGUUCCGAUCAUUACAGCGCUUUCCUGAACGGCUAUCCAAGUGCAAUGGUGGCAGAGGCCAAACGGGAGUUCUGGAACCCGCACGCCCAUACGAUCAGAGAUACCAUCGACAAACUCAGCGUGCUGCACAUGGCCGAACACGUGAAACUGUCGCUCGGGUAUGCGUUCGAGCUCGGCCAGUACUCGUUCGACGACCAAUAA
Molecule: messenger RNA, 1152 nt
Organism: Ogataea philodendri
Lineage: Eukaryota; Fungi; Ascomycota; Pichiomycetes; Pichiales; Pichiaceae
Exons: 1
Coding region: 1-1152 (383 amino acids)
Biological process (GO): proteolysis
Molecular function (GO): metalloexopeptidase activity
Source: RefSeq, a predicted model, not a curated record